UUUACGCAUUCCUUGGCUAAUAUUCACUGCUUUCCUGCUUCUUAUUCCUUCAUAGAAGUUCAGGUAUUGAUGACCCCUCUUCAACCAACCCAGAAGACAAAGAGAAUUUCAAAACUAAAGAGAAAAGAAAAAAUACAAUGCAAGCUAUAAAGAAUGGAGCUUACAAAACUUCCCCUCACUCAGUUGAAACUGAUAUUCUUAGUAUUAUUGUAAAUAUCACCGGUUGCAUUCCUCCAUAUAAAGAACCAAGCUGUGCCAAGAAUUGCCUGGCCUCUAAAUACAGGCAAAUAAAUGGAGCCUGCAACAACAGAAAUCACCCUUCCUGGGGGGCAUCAAAUACUAUACUUUCUCGGUGGCUUCCAUCACAAUACGAAGAUGGGAUAAAUGAGCCCAUGGGCUGGAAUCCAGAUUUUCUCCAUAACAGCUUUCUUCUCCCGCCAGUUAGAGAAGUUACAAGGAAAACAAUCCAUGCAUCAAACAAAGACUUUCAGGAUGAUGGUUUAUAUUCCCAUAUAAUCAUUGAAUGGGGCCAGUAUAUAUCCCAUGACAUGGCUUUUACACCACAAAGUAUCACAAAAUGGCCAACAAUGUGGGGAGUCGACUGCCGCUCUACAUGUGACAAUCAAAAGUCCUGUUUUCCCAUUAAGCUACCAGAGCAGUGGGAGUCAGUUUCUCAAAGUGGCUGUAUUCCAUUUUAUCGCUCUACAGCAGCAUGUGGAACUGGAGAUCAAAAUGUUGUACUCGGAAUUCCUUCUAUUGAAAAUCCAAGAGAACAAAUAAACACUUUAACUUCAUUUAUUGAUGCAUCUACAGUCUAUGGAAGCACAGUAGCUGCAGAAAAGACAGUGAGGAACUAUUCCAGUGAGGAAGGAUUGCUAAGAGUAAAUACGCAAUAUUCUGAUCAUGGAAGAGACUAUAUGCCAUUUGUAGAUGACGUUCCAUCACUCUGCCUUCAAGAUCCUCAUUCUGCUUCUAAAGAAAGAAUUGAAUGUUUUUUUGCUGGUGAAAGCAGGUCUAAUGAAGUUAUAUCUUUGGCAGCAAUCCAUACACUGUGGAUGAGGGAACACAAUCGCUUGGCCAAAGCCUUAAAGAACCUCAAUUCUCACUGGAGCUCUGAAACAACAUACCAGGAGGCUCGGAAGAUCGUUGGUGCAUUACAUCAGAUAAUCACCAUUCGAGAUUAUAUUCCUAAAAUCGUUGGUUCAUCAGCUUUUCAUCAGUAUUUGGGCAACUAUCAAGGAUAUGAUGAAAACACAGAUCCCUCCAUUUCAAAUGUAUUUUCAACAGCAGCCUUUCGCUUUGGCCAUGCAACCAUACCCCCCAUUGUACACAGGCUGGAUUCUCAGUAUAGCGAACACCCGCUUUAUCCAAAUCUUCUACUGAGUGAAGUCUUCUUUCGGCCCUGGAGGAUUAUAAAUGAAGGUGGUCUAGAUCCCUUGAUAAGGGGUCUGUUAGGAAAACCGGCAAAGUUGCAGACACAGAAGCAGCUAAUGAAUGAAGAGUUAACAGAAAAGCUGCUUGUCCUAUCCAUUAAUGGUUCAAUGGAUUUGGCAUCCCUUGAUUUGCAGCGGGGUCGUGACCAUGGCUUACCAGGAUACAAUGACUGGAGAGAAUAUUGCAGACUUCCAAGACUGAACACUUCAGCAGACAUGAAAAUGGUUAUAUCUGAUGCUAAUAUAAUCAGUAGAAUUAUGGAGCAAUAUAGGCAUCCUAAUAACAUAGAUGUUUGGCUGGGGGGCUUGAUAGAAGAUCUUCUUCCUGACUCUAGAACUGGACCUUUAUUUGCAUGUUUAAUUUCCAAGCAAAUAAAAGCACUGCGAGAUGGAGACAGGUUUUGGUAUGAAAACCCCAUGAUGUUUACUGAGACUCAGAGAAAGGAACUUGAGAAGCAUUCCCUUUCCCGUGUGGUUUGUGAUAACACAGGCCUGAGCCAUGUACCACCUGAUGCCUUUCUUACAGGAAAAUAUCCGGAUUACUUUUUAUCAUGUGACAGUGUACCCAGCCUAGAUCUCAAAGCUUGGAAGGAGGACAUUGAAAAAAGUACAUCCUGUGGCCUUCCAAUGAAGAUAGAAAAUGGUGACUUUGUGUUUUGUUCGGAGGCUGUGUUAAUUUAUUUUUGUUACUCUGGCUAUCACUUAGAAGGACAUGAAGAAUUAGCAUGCCAAGGAAAUCAAUGGAGUACCAAACCCCCAUUUUGUUCAGAUAUCGAUGAAUGUUUGGAUGAAGUGAAUCCCCCAUGCCAUUCUUCUGCUACAUGCAAGAACACCCCGGGUAGCUAUGAAUGUUUCUGCACAGAUCCAUACCAACUCGCUGAAGAUAAAAGGAUUUGUAUAGAUUCUGGACGCCUACCUCGUGCUGCCAUAGUAUCAAUCAUUGUAGGUGCCAUCCUGCUGGCUUCUUGGGCGGCAAUGUGCUGGAUUUUACUUUGUAGAGGAAAACAUUUCUUCAAACCAUCUGCAAAGACCAUCAGCAGUGAGGAAUCGAUCUUACAAAUGGGUGGUUCCAAAAGUCACACAAUAUCAUUGUCCUUUCCAUCAAUUCCCUUAGAACAAAUCCAUAAGGAAACAAACAAUGGUCACCAUAUUUUACUUCACGUGUGAUAUUGUAUAUUGUAGUUUAUGUAUACAGAAGAAUGCUUUGAGUAAAACCACGUUCUCCACGGCAAGAUCCAGAAAUGUUUAUGAUGACACACAGGAGCUGUUAACUUGAACUGGUCUUCCUUCGCUUUAAUGUCCCCGUUAUAAGAUGCUCACACUCACCUUUACUUUUAUUUUUCCUUUCUGGUCCAUUCAGCUGCUUGGAGCUGUCUAAGCUCCACAUAUGUCAGAACUUGCUCUGGGCUGAGCUUUCGUUGCCCACCAUCAUGUGACACCUGCUGGACAAUUAAUAGGUACUAGGGCUGUCAUGUGAGAGAAAAGGGUGCUCGCUAUAUGUGGAAGUACAAAGCAUCUUCUUCGCUCCUGGCAGCUGAAAUAUUGAUGUGGUAGCCAUCUAAAUGUUAGUGGCUGCUGCUCGGGAGGGGAACAUCAAAAAUAACCUGCUGUUCUGCCUUGUAUUGGCAAAUUACCUCAAUUUUGAAAUAAAUGUAUUCUGUAUGGUAACUGUAAUGAUACUUGUACCUGUAACAAAAGCAUUUCCAUAGCCAUCCUUCUUCAUUUUCACAUGCUAUUAUUUUUCUUCUUAUUUCCAUAUAGAACAAGCUAUCCAGAAAAAGUGACAGUUACACGGGUUGGGACAAACUAUAACUCUUUCAGGAGUGCUUAUAAUAUUUACCUUUUACUCACCGGGUCUAAAUUGUUUGGAGAUGGGCAUUGUUUUCCUGCAUUCGAUGUGUGUUUGAAAGCACAUCAAGUGUAGAUUGUUUUUACUUCAAUGGUGUAGUCUGGAUGACAGUUUGUACAAUCCCCGCCACUUCUUCUGAGCAGCCAGGUUAGCAUAAAAAUUUUGAGAAAAAUAUAAUAAAAAUGUACCUAAAACAACAAAGGGAAUUUAUGAAUGAAAUGCUAUCAUUAUAUUUUCAGUGACUUGAAAAAGUAUUCAUACCCAUUGAAAUGUUCCAUAUUCCGUUGUAGCUCUGG
Molecule: messenger RNA, 3578 nt
Organism: Rana temporaria (common frog)
Lineage: Eukaryota; Metazoa; Chordata; Amphibia; Anura; Ranidae
Gene: TPO
Product: thyroid peroxidase
Exons: 15
Coding region: 138-2600 (820 amino acids)
Biological process (GO): thyroid hormone generation; response to oxidative stress
Cellular component (GO): membrane
Molecular function (GO): iodide peroxidase activity; calcium ion binding; heme binding
Source: RefSeq, a predicted model, not a curated record